AGUGCUUCCGGGGCGGGCGUUACCAUGGCGGCGGCCUUGGCUCGGCUAGGCCUCCGGACUGUCAAAGAGGUUCGGGUUCAAUUCUGUCCUUUCGAGAAGAACGUGGAGUCAACGAGGACCUUUCUCCAGGCAGUGAGCAGCGAGAAGGUCCGCUCCACCAACUUUAACUGCUUAGUGACUGCAGAUGUGAGGCACGACGGCUCCGAGCCCUGUGUGGACGUGCUUUUCGGAGACGGACAUCGCCUGAUUAUGCGCGGCGCCCACCUCACCGCCCAAGAAAUGCUCACUGCGUUUGCCUCCCACAUCCAGGCCAGGGCCGCGGCAGAGAGUGGGGACAAGCCUGUAGCUGGUGCUGGGCGCUGACAGCGCGUAAGAGACCAACAAGCAGAUUUUAGCUUGGGACUUACUAGGACACUUAUCCAAGAAAAGCUUAACUUAAUCACUCAAAUCAUUAUCUUCAAGGCCACAGAGAGCCCUCCUCGCCCCCCCGCGUCACCGCCCCCCCCCCAAAAAAAAAGAGUCCUGUGACUACAGAUCUAACCAGUGCUUCUAGGGUAUGUCGGGAUGUGGGAGGGAACAAGUCGGGAUGCGGGAUGUGGGCAAACUUAAAUUUAUUGCGAUUUCUAACUAUCACUCACUGCUUAACCGUUUGAAUUUUACUUCUCGACCACUCACUCACUCAAGGUACCUCUUAAACUUAUUAGCUAAAUCCAGUGCUGUUUUCUCAGUCCUCAUCCUUCCAUCUCAGUACCACUUGCCUGUAGAACUUUUUCUUCCUUUUUCUUCUCUUAACCAUAAAGGUACACUUUUUCUUUUCUGUCUUUGGGGCAUCUCAUCUUCUGACAUAACUUGAACUGCCCUCUUAGGUUAAACCCUGCAUUUCUGUUUGGAUCUAAUCUCAACUUCUGUGCUAUAGUCAGGUACUCCUGAUUUUCUCCAAAUCCCACCAACAUUCUUUAUCCAAAAUAAUGAUAAUCUCACAUACACAUAUAUUUGCCUCUCCUCCUGACUUCCCCAUUCCUUUUAAAGACACUUAAUCUACUUCUUCCACCUUGGCUGGAAACCACAACAUUACCUCUAGUUCUGCCCUCUCCUUUUCCCUCAUAUCCAGUUGGAAAGUUCAGAAUAUUCUAUCUUAAACUAAAGCUCCUGAAAUGUUCUCUUCAUUCCCUUUUACUCUCCUGUACUGUUACAUUUUCCUUCCCUAUCUCCUUUUUUCUCAUCAUUUUUGCUGCUGCUUAAUUUUGCCUUUCCAAAGCAUAUCACUGGUUACGUCUCACUACUACUUGUUUCAGGAAACAGUGCCAAAAGUUCUUUUCAUACUGAGUUACCAGUGGAUCAUAAAAUCAAUUAGGGGGUUAAAUCAGCCUUUCAUAAACAAAGUAAAAUAUAAUAAAAAGUAUCAGUGCAUGGCACAUGGAAUGGGAAGUAUUAUUUUAAGAAACUUGUUGUUUGGAAUAUAAUUGUACACAUGUAUAUAACCUAUAUAUGUGUAUACAUAGAUAUAUAUUACAUAAAGUACGUGUGCAUGUGUUGUAUCUGCAUGUACUUGGUUGCAAUACAGAUUCUUUUUAAUGUGGGUUAUAAGAAAAGAUGGUUGCUAGCCACUGGUUUAGAGAACUUUAGAAUGUUCUGCCAGGCAAUCAAGGAUCUCUCCAGACACUGCCAGCUGGGUGCUUUGCCAAAAACAUUUUCCAUGACUCUCCUACAACAUUACUAUACUGCUUCUAUACCUAAAAGUGUGCUAUAUUAAAAGGGCUGUUUUCCCCCUCCCCCUUCAAAAAACCAAAACUACCAUGAGGCAGUAUAGUGUAGUAAAAAUCCAGGAUGCCUGAAGUUGAUGUAACUUUGGAAAAAUUAGUCUCUCAGUGCCUCUUUUCUCAUUUGUAAAAUGAGGACAACAGAAUCUACCUUGUAAGACUGUUGAGAAGAUUAAAUGAAUUGACAUCUGUUAAAUACCUAAAGCAUUACUGGGAAUGAAAUGUUAUAUAUAAGUGGC
Molecule: messenger RNA, 1999 nt
Organism: Phyllostomus hastatus (greater spear-nosed bat)
Lineage: Eukaryota; Metazoa; Chordata; Mammalia; Chiroptera; Phyllostomidae
Gene: MRPL53
Product: mitochondrial ribosomal protein L53
Exons: 3
Coding region: 25-363 (112 amino acids)
Cellular component (GO): mitochondrial large ribosomal subunit
Source: RefSeq, a predicted model, not a curated record